Messenger RNA from Lemur catta (Ring-tailed lemur), 1125 nucleotides. RefSeq names its product gap junction protein beta 5 (gene GJB5). Gene Ontology annotation, cellular component: connexin complex. Gene Ontology annotation, biological process: cell communication. The transcript has a single exon. NCBI's taxonomy places the organism in Eukaryota, Metazoa, Chordata, Mammalia, Primates, Lemuridae. The record is from RefSeq and is a predicted model, not a curated record. The coding region runs from base 18 to 824 and encodes 268 amino acids.
CGACGCCUGGGUCCGCCAUGAACUGGGCAAUCUUUGAGGGGCUCCUGAGCGGGGUCAACAAAUACUCCACAGCCUUUGGGCGCAUCUGGCUGUCCCUGGUUUUCAUCUUCCGCGUGCUGGUGUACCUGGUGACGGCCGAGCGCGUGUGGAGUGACGACCACAAGGACUUCGACUGCAACACCCGCCAGCCUGGGUGCUCCAAUGUCUGCUUCGACGAGUUCUUCCCUGUGUCCCACGUGCGCCUCUGGGCCCUGCAGCUCAUCCUGGUCACGUGCCCCUCGCUGCUGGUGGUCAUGCACGUGGCCUACCGCGAGGCUCGAGAGAAGAGGCACCAAGAGGCCACUGGGGAGGGCGGUGGGCACCUCCACCUGGGCCCUGGCAAGAAGCGGGGUGGGCUCUGGUGGACGUACGUCUGCAGCCUGGUGUUCAAGGCUGGCAUAGACGCCACCUUCCUCUAUGUGUUCCACUCGUUCUACCCCAAAUACACCCUCCCUCGUGUGGUCAAGUGCCACGCAGUUCCGUGUGGCAAUAUAGUGGACUGCUUCAUCUCCAAGCCCUCCGAGAAGAACAUCUUCACCCUCUUCAUGGUAGUCACGGCCGCCGUCUGCAUCCUGCUCAACCUCGUGGAGCUGGCCUACCUGGUGAGCAAGAGGUGCCGCGAGUGCCUGGCAGCAAGAAGAGCCCGAGCCGCGUGGCCAGGGCAUCACCCACACUGCAAGCAGGACGACCUCCUCUCAGGCGACCUCAUCUUUCUGGCCUCAGACGCUCACCCUCCUCUCGUACCAGCCCCGCCUCAAGACUACAUGAAGAAAACCAUCCUGUGAGGGGCUGCCUAGACUGGGCUGACGGGUUAGGCCUGGGUUGGAAGGUUCCAGAAUCUCUCAUAGGUGCCACCUGGGAGUGGGGGCGCUGAACCAUGAGGAAGGGGCAGGCGAGAGGCCUGGGAUCUGAGUCCUAUUCCUCGGCUGCAGCCACCUGCCCCCAGCAUGUGGCCUUGGACGAGUUACCCCGCUGCUCUGCACCUCGGUCUCCUUGUCUGUAAAACGGAGACACUGAGUGCCACUUCUCAGCGUUGUUGUCAGGAGGGGUUUCGUAAGGGAACAGGUGUGCAAGCACGUGCAGUGU